Molecule: messenger RNA, 2908 nt
Organism: Diatraea saccharalis (sugarcane borer)
Lineage: Eukaryota; Metazoa; Arthropoda; Insecta; Lepidoptera; Crambidae
Source: the annotation of a GenBank genome assembly
UGGUUGGUACUACUUGGUAUGGCUGUGGUUGAUUUGGUCGGCGAAUCUGCAAAUAAGUUCUAGUUUGUAAUUACACGUUCGUAUUUACAACAAAUUCCAUAAUUUUGCCACGCACGGAAUACAUAAUAUAUAUUUUUUAAAAUGGUUGCUAGAGUGGCUGGAGUGUUUGAUGAAAAACUAACGGAGGCCAUCGCCAAUUCCAAAAUCUUAGUAGUUGGAGCCGGUGGUAUAGGUUGUGAAAUUCUAAAGAAUCUAGUGCUCACAGGCUUUCCGCAAAUUGAAAUCAUAGAUCUCGAUACAAUAGAUGUAAGCAAUUUAAAUCGUCAGUUUUUAUUCCACAAAGAGCAUGUUGGUAAAUCAAAAGCACAAGUUGCUAAAGACAGUGCAUUGAGCUUCAAUCCUAAUGUGAAUAUUAUUGCACACCAUGACAGUGUUAUAAGCAAUGAUUAUGGAGUGAGUUAUUUCAAACAAUUCAAUAUUGUGAUGAAUGCACUGGAUAACCGUGUAGCUCGUAAUCAUGUAAACAGAAUGUGCCUUGCUGCUAAUGUACCACUGAUAGAGACUGGUACUGCUGGGUAUGCUGGUCAGGUGGAGCUCAUCAAAAAAGGUCUUACCCAGUGCUAUGAAUGUCAACCAAAAGCACCUCAAAAGACAUUCCCUGGUUGUACAAUUCGUAACACUCCAUCAGAACCAAUACACUGUAUUGUGUGGGCAAAACACCUUUUUAAUCAAUUGUUUGGUGAAGAGGACCCAGAUCAAGAUGUUAGCCCUGACACAGCAGAUCCUGAAGCAGCAGGUGAAGCAGGAGCCUCAGCAUUAUCAUCUGAAGGCACAACCAGUGGAAAUGUAGAAAGGAAAAGCACAAGACAAUGGGCUGCAGACACAAAUUAUGAUGCAGAAAAAUUGUUCACAAAAUUGUUUGGUGAUGACAUCCGCUAUUUACUCUCCAUGGAGAAUUUAUGGAAAAAACGACGACCACCCACACCAUUGACAUGGGACAACUUGCCAGGAAAAGAUGACACACCUGCUCAGCAUUCAGGCUUACCUGACCAGCGUGUAUGGUCUGUGCAUGAAUGUGCCCAGGUAUUCGCCGCCAGCUGCAAAGCUUUACAAGCGGAUCUGGCAGGGCGGCCUGAGGGAGACCACCUCGUGUGGGACAAGGACGAGAAGAGCGCUAUGGAUUUCGUGACGGCGUGUGCAAACAUUCGCGCGUACAUAUUCAACAUACCCACCAAGUCACGUUUCGAAAUUAAAUCGAUGGCGGGUAACAUAAUCCCGGCCAUAGCGACCGCGAACGCGAUAGUGGCGGGUCUGGCGGUGCUGCGCGCGCAGUCCAUCCUGCGCGGCCACCUCGCCGCCGCCACCAGCGUCUACCUGCGGCCCAAGGUCAACCAUCGCGGACAACUAUUCGUGCCAGAGAAAACGCUCACCCCGCCGAAUCCAAAAUGCUAUGUCUGUGCACCGAAACCAGAAGUAGGAUUGGCUUGCAAUCUCAAAUCGCUCACACUCAAAGAAUUGACUACAGCAUUCAAAGAUGGGCUCAACAUGCAAGCACCGGACGCAACGGUCGAAGGCAAAGGUCUAGUCGUGCUCUCCUCAGAACCGGGAGAAACGGACCACAACAACGACAAAACUUUAGAACAGAUCGGUCUCAAUGAUGGAUGUGCAUUGCUGGUCGAUGAUUUCCUACAGAACUAUGAAGUGCGAGUCAGAUUACAACAGGAGGACGAGGAGAAAACGUGGCGUCUGGUAACGGACGCAGAUGCUCCAAUGCCAGCUCCGAAAGAGGAGAAGCCUGCAAACGGUUCAAACGGAGCGGACGAACCAAAGCCUGGACCGUCCAGAACCAGAGCAGAUAGUGACAGUGAUAUGGAAAUUAUAGAAGAAGACGAAGACGAGACCACAGUGAAGCCACCAAAGCGCAGGCGCACUGAAAUGAGUGACGAAGUUGUUGAACUUUGUUAACGAGUACAAUACUUUAAGCUAUCAAUAUGUCAAAUUUAUUACACUAACAACCAGUUACACAAAGGUCCAUUAAAAUUGUCAUUAGUUUAAACAUGACCCAUAAAAAUUUGAUGUUCAUCAGUUUACAGGCGUCAUUAAACCUUAAUGGUUGUUUGUGCAACUGACCAUAUGACUAUAAAAUUUAAAGUUGUCAUGAAAUGAUGCAAAAGUCAACAUAAAACAGUGAAUGAAAAAGAAGAAUCUCUUGAGAAAUUAUAAUUCUGGGCCAUUGCGACCUUAUAAUAAUUUAUUUUACUUUGUUUAUGUAACACAUGAUUGGGAAGUAUUUUUCGAUCAAAAAGCAAACUUUUAAAUGCAUAUUUUAAUAUUAAGUACCUCUGUUUAUAUCUAUAAAAACAAAACAACAUUAUUAAGUAACUAAUAUCGGUAUAUUCAAGCGGUAAACAGAAAAUUUAUAACAAAAAAGAAACAUUAAUUGAUAAGGUUAAAUUCGUUUGAAACUAUUUAUAUAUCAAGUUGUGAUAAACUACUUCUUUUAUGAAACAUACUCAAAUACAUGGUUCUAUUUAUAAUUUUUUUUAGCCAUAAGUGUAAAGAAGUAUGAAUAGAACUAGUACAAAUUUCGUAAAACUUUUGACUGUGUCUAUAAUAAAAAUGUCCCUUCUAUAACCAACAUACCGGCAAUACCAGUUAUUAUAGUGAAAAAGUAGCGUGUGUUAAGGUCAUUGUGUAGGUUCAAAUAAAAGUAACUAGCCUUUUGAUAGCAAUAAGUAUUGUUUUAAUAAAAGCAUCUAUUAUGUUUAAGUGUAAAACUUUGAUUGACAGUCCUAUUCAAUGUCUUCUUUUUUAAAAUAAAUUUCCAAUUUAAUAAAUUUAUUUUUAUUUCAACUUCAUUUGUUAGAAAUACAUUGCGUGCUAAAAAUACAUGCUAAGUAAUUAAAUG